Molecule: messenger RNA, 2228 nt
Organism: Papaver somniferum (opium poppy)
Lineage: Eukaryota; Viridiplantae; Streptophyta; Magnoliopsida; Ranunculales; Papaveraceae
Product: AT-hook motif nuclear-localized protein 25-like
Exons: 2
Coding region: 733-1707 (324 amino acids)
Biological process (GO): vegetative to reproductive phase transition of meristem
Cellular component (GO): nucleus
Molecular function (GO): DNA-binding transcription factor activity; minor groove of adenine-thymine-rich DNA binding
Source: RefSeq, a predicted model, not a curated record
UCUUUUCUUUCUCUCUCUCUAUCUAACUAUAUUUUCUAAUCUUCAUCGAUAUCAUAUAUAUUUUCUAAGCUGAUCAUAUAUAGUCCUUGAUUUGAUAUCUCUCUCUUUCAAAAAAACCGGAUAUAAUUAAUAUUGUUCCUUCUCUCGAGGGAAUAGGUUUUAUGAUCAUCACAUAUUAUAUUUCAGCGAAAAACAAUUAACUGUUGAUAGAUCGUGGAGUGUGUAGUACCAAUCUUGAACUUGUAUACAAGUUAUCUUCACUAGUACUACUUGUUGAAGAAGAGUUGUGUAUAUAUAUAUAUAGCUCUUUUGUUACUCAUUAAUGUGUGUUUGAGAGAGAUAAGAUCUUGGUGAUAGAUUUCUUUGAGUACUAGCUACUUCUUUAUUUCGUUUCAUCUGCAGCAUCAAAACGAAGAAAGAUCGAAUCUUAAUCCUUUUUCCGAAGCACGGUAACAGCUGGAUUUAUGUGAGUUUCUUGAAAGAUUCCAAUCAUAUAUAGCUGGCUAGUUUGUUUGUCAAAGAUAAAUAUAUAAAGAUUGAAUUUUAAGAUAAACUCAAGGACGCGAGUCAAAGGAAUAAGUAGUUUCUGGAGUUCAUCAUUUAGAUAGCUAGAAGGAGUAGUGGCCGGCAGUGAUCCUAAGGAUCAAGCAGAUCAUCUAUCACAUAUAUAGUUCAAGGAAACACAAAUAGUUAAAGCUGGCAAGCAAGUGGUGGGAGAGGGUAGAUGGGGGAAUGGCGGGUUUUGAACCCACCGGUAAUCCAGCGGGAUCUCAUCGCUAUGUUCAUCAGCUCCUCAGGCCUGACUUAGACUUGCAAAGCAGAUUAUCACAGCAAGCAGGCCACAAUAUUCCAGAAUCCAAUAAAGACGGUUCUCCCGAACAAGAUCAUCAACAUCAUCUUCAUCAUCAGAUUGAGAAGCACGAAUACGAUGCAGCAGCCACAACUAGCUCUGGUGGUGGUGGUGGAGGUGGGACUACUUCAAGCCGUCGCCCUAGAGGUCGUCCAGCUGGCUCAAAGAAUAAACCGAAACCUCCCAUAUUUGUAACUCGAGACAGUCCAAAUGCUCUAGGAUCGCAUGUCCUUGAAGUAUCAUCCGGAGCUGACAUCGUUGAGUGUGUGACGAAUUAUGCAAGACGGCGGGGACGAGGUGUCUGUAUUCUCAGCGGAGGUGGUACAGUUGUGAACGUGACGCUGCGUCAACCAGCAGCAACUCCCACUGGAGGUGUCGUUACAUUGCACGGGAGAUUUGAGAUUCUUUCAUUAUCAGGAACGGUUCUUCCUCCUCCUGCACCUCCAGGAGCUGGAGGUUUGACAAUAUUUCUGUCCGGUGGGCAAGGGCAGAUAAUUGGAGGAAGUGUCGCUGGUCCAUUGUUGGCAUCAGGUCCAGUGGUGUUAAUGGCAGCAUCGUUUGCAAAUGCUGUAUUUGAACGGUUACCAUUAGAAGUUGAAGACUCACCUGCUGCUGUCCAACAAGUCCAGCCCGCUGCUUCUCAAUCUUCAGGUGUCACAGGUGGUGGUGGUCAAAUGAUAGGAGGCGGUGAAGGUAGCGGUGAAGGCGGUGGACGUGGUAGUGUAAGUGGUCAUUAUAAUUUGGGAAUGAAUUUGAUGAACAAUAAUAGUAGUAAUUAUCAGUUACCAGCAACAACAACAGCUGGAGAUGCAUUUGCUGGCCAUUGGGGUGGUAAUGCUCCAAGGCCUCCCUUUUGAUGAUGAUGAUAUAGUGUGGUUACAGUGCUAGUACUGUUGCAUGGGACUGAAUGAAAUUAAGAUCUUCUAUCAUGUAUUGAUUGGAGAUCCGAAUAAAGGUUUAUUUAUCAAGCAAAUUAAGCUUAAAUUCUUAGGAGGGAUUUUGAGUUUCCUAGCUCUAUACAUAUAUAUAAGCAGCUGAGACCAAUCCCAUCCAUCAUGGAAGGUACGUACAACAAUGUGGUGAACCAGGAACAUGAGUUGGAUCGAUGGUGCAUGCAAAACGUUUGAACAGAAUUUUCAAGGUCAUCGCUAGGAGGGUUCAAUCAAACUAAAUGAAAUUCGUGACAGUGUGUACAAGCUGUUCGAUCCAUACGCAGGCAUGGUUUUCUUUUUUCGGACAUCUUUCUUUUCCUUCUUCUUUUCCUUCAAAUUUUCUUGGAUUCUAGUUUCUUGGCGUUGGUAAUUACUGAUGUUUGUUAUUUGUUUCUUGCAUUCCCAUUUCUUUUUGAAGUAAUUAGUUUUGCACUUUGUAGUUGGUA